This is a messenger RNA of Penicillium argentinense, 1713 nucleotides long. Its product is annotated as Hsp70 family protein. The record is from RefSeq and is a predicted model, not a curated record. The transcript has 12 exons. Gene Ontology annotation, molecular function: ATP-dependent protein folding chaperone; ATP binding. Lineage: Eukaryota; Fungi; Ascomycota; Eurotiomycetes; Eurotiales; Aspergillaceae. The coding region runs from base 1 to 1713 and encodes 570 amino acids.
AUGGCCGCCGAAGAAACAAAAGACCCCGUCAUGGUGGUUCGACCGCGAAGGAAGCUUGUUAUUGGGAUUGAUUUUGGAACAACAUACAGCGGCAUUGCCUGGGCGUUGGAGGGCGCAGAGGAAGAAAUGGAAGUAAUCCAAGAAUGGCCAGGAAAAGGAAACUGCACUUCACAAAAGGUUCCAACGGUUCUUUCUUACCAGAAUAACGGCAUCGGCUGGGGCUACCAAGCCGACCACAUCGAAGAAGCAGUACGAGGAUUUAAGUUGUUGCUUGACACAAGCAAAGUGUUCCGGUUUACGCCUACCCUCCAGAGUGGGCAGACCAUUCAGAGGAUGGAGAAAAAACCCGUUGAGGUCGCUGGGGAUUACCUCAAAAUCAUUGUGACCCAUGCGAAAGACGUUCUCGGGCGACGAGGGGUGAGCAGCUUGCUGAGGACGAUGCACCUCCAGUAUAUCUUAACGGUUCCUGCGGUAUGGUCGGACAAGGCGAAGGACCUGACCAUGGAAGCCGCACGUUAUGCUGGAAUCCCGAUGGCAGAUCUCUUUUUGCUCUCUGAACCCGAGGCGGCAGCCGUCCACACGAUUCGCACGAUCCAACCAAACUCGAUUUCCAAAGGAGAUUGUUUCAUUGUUUGUGACGCUGGUGGGGGGACUGUUGACCUAAUCACAUAUCGAAUUACUCAGACAGAGGCCAUCAGAAUGGAAGAGGUCACGGUGGGCACAGGCGAAAUAUGCGGCUCAUUUAUGUUGGAUGAACUGUUUCAAGAGUUUCUCGUUGAAGCUAUUGGUGAAAGAGCAUACAAUAAAAUGCCUGCUGCUAACAAGCGGCAGAUAAUGGAGAGAUGGCGGACCGAUGUCAAGCAUGCGUACUCGGGGCCUGAAGAUGCCAAUGAUUACGUGGAUACGGGUCAUAUGAUACCAGUUCCUGGAGUUCCAGAUGUCCCUGGCAAAAAUAUCAUGAAUGGCAUGCUUCAUAUGGAAAAUUGGGACGUUCAAGAAAUAUUCGACCCCGUCAUGACUAAGAUCGAGGAUCUGAUCGCUGGGCAAGAGAAGAACGUCAUCGAGUCUGGCAUGACUACCAAGGCGAUCAUACUUGUUGGCGGUCUUGGUGCAUCGCAGUACCUUUAUAAGAGACUCGAAUCUAGAUUCCAGGGGAUCGAAAUCAUGCAGCCUUUGAAUGCAUGGUCUGCCGUGGUACGUGGCGCUGUUUACCGUGGAUUUGAAGGAAACCAAGUUACGAACCGCAAGGCCCGAUGUCAUUACGGAACACGAUUUCAAACACUGUACGAUUCUUCUGUCCACCAACCGUAUCAGAAAGUUUGGUGUCAUCACGAAGAGAGAUAUAUGGCAGAAGACAAUAUGUGCUGGUACAUUUGCAAGGGUGAUGCUAUUUCCGAAGAGAGACCAAUCAAAAUGUCGUGGUACAGGGCUGUUCCCUUGCAUCACUCCUUCGUAUUCAAGGACCAUUUAUGGUUUUGUGUGUCAGAAGACGCUCCGGCCCGUUGUGGAGAUAAUACCUCAAUGCUCUGCGAUCUUUUAGCAGACUUAAGCAAUGUUCCGAAAGAGGUUUUUGAUCUAUGCACGAAUUCGAAGGGCGAGGCGUAUUAUCGUGUCGACUAUGACUUGGUCCUCACACCCUUGUCUGCUUCUUUGCUGCUCGACUUGCAAAUCAAUUCUGUGAGUUACGGAACUGUACGGGCUAGGUAUUGCUAG